GUCGCCGUUUUUCCUUUUACACGCUUUCCAGGAGCAGAUAUUUUGCUUGGCCCAGAAAUGAAAUCCACAGGAGAAGUUAUGGGCAUUGAUUCAUCAUUCGAAGCAGCUCUUGCAAAAGCACAUAUGGCUGCAGGGUAUAAAUUACCAAUGGAAGGAGCAGCUUUCAUUUCAGUAAAAGAUGAUGAUAAGGAGUCUAUGCUACCAAUUGUACAGAUGUUAAAUAAAUUAGGUUUUGAAAUCUAUGCAACCAAAGGUACAGCUUUAUAUUUAAAUGAUAAUGGCAUGAUUGCAAAAGCUGUAAAUAAAGUGAGAGAGGGAAGGCCUCACAUAAUUGAUAUGCUAAAAGAUGGAAAGAUAAACUUAGUGAUUAACACUUCAAAAGGCAUCAAAUCAGUUCCGGAUAGCAAAGAUAUUAGAAGAACUGCCAUUUUGCAAAACAUAGCCUAUAGCACUACCACUUCUGGAAGCAAAGCCUUAGUGCUGGCAAUUCAAUAUAUAAAAAAUA
Messenger RNA from Cinara cedri, 505 nucleotides. NCBI's taxonomy places the organism in Eukaryota, Metazoa, Arthropoda, Insecta, Hemiptera, Aphididae. The record is from the annotation of a GenBank genome assembly.